Molecule: messenger RNA, 2444 nt
Organism: Pseudophryne corroboree (corroboree frog)
Lineage: Eukaryota; Metazoa; Chordata; Amphibia; Anura; Myobatrachidae
Product: zinc finger protein 436-like
Exons: 8
Coding region: 69-2444 (791 amino acids)
Biological process (GO): regulation of transcription by RNA polymerase II
Molecular function (GO): DNA-binding transcription factor activity; RNA polymerase II cis-regulatory region sequence-specific DNA binding
Source: RefSeq, a predicted model, not a curated record
UUAUUACAUUUUUUCUUAGACCAUUUAGCUGUGAGGAACCGGAGACCUUUUACUAGAAGUCACGGAGGAUGGACAAGGACAGGAGUCAUGUGACUGAAAGGAUAUUAAACCUCACUGUGGAGGUCAUCCAGCUGCUGACAGGAAAGGAUCACACAGUAGUGAGGAAGACAUCUGGGAAGUGUGAGACACCCAGUAGCCAUCCUUGUGUGUCAGGAGGACUGAGCAGGACCCAGAGCCCCAUCAAUGUGCCUCCACCUCGAUCGCUGACACAUGAGAGGCACAGUGACCAGAAGAUCCUGGAGCUCACCAACAAGAUCAUUCAUCUGCUGACCGGAGAGGUUCCUAUAAGGUGUGAGGACGUCACUGUCUAUCUCUCUAUGGAGGAGUGGGAGUAUAUAGAGGAACACAGGGGUCUGUACAAGGACGUGAUGAUGGAGAAUCACCAGGCAUUGAAGAUGGAUAUGACUGAGAGGAUAAUAAAUCUCUUCCUGGACAUCAUCUGUCUGCUGACUGGAGAGGAUCACACAGUAGUGAAGGGAACAUCUGGAGAGCGUGAGCCACCCAGCAGCCAUCACCGUGUGUCAGGACUGGGGAGGACCCAGAGCCCCAUCACGGUGCCUCCACCUCACUCACUGAUACAUGAGAGGCACAAUGACCAGAAGAUCCUGGAUCUCACCAACAAGAUCAUUCAGCUGCUGACUGGAGAGGUUCCUAUAAGGUGUGAGGAUGUCACUGUCUAUUUCUCCAUGGAGGAGUGGGAGUAUAUAGAGGAACACAGGGGUCUGUACAAGGACAUGAUGAUGGAGAAUCACCGGCCCCUCACAUCACUGGAUGGGGCCAGUAACAGGAAUACCCCAGAGAGAUGUCCCCGUCCUCUUUAUUCCCAGGAUCAUACAGAGGCGAGUCACAGUGUCCUACAGGAGGAUCAGGGUGAAGAUCUUAUUGAUGUUAAAGUAGAAGACAUAAAAGUAGAAGAGCAGACGCAUGUGGUGGGUGGUCUGCAGUGUAAGGAGGAGGAAAUCCCUACAGAUAUCAGCACAGACUCCUCUAAAGAUCCAUCUACUGAUAUAAAGGAGGAAUCAGUCUCAUGUGAUGGAGACCUCACACAUACUGACAUGUAUACAGCCGCAGAUCAUACACAGAAAAUAUCUACUCAUAUAAAAAGCAACUGCAUUACAAAUGCGUCUUGCUCUGGAUGUGAAAAAUGUUUUACUCUUAAUUCAGACCUUGUUAUACAUCAGAGGAGUCACACAGGAGAGCCACCAUAUUCCUGCUCAGAAUGUGGGAAAGGGUUUAGAAGUAAUUCAGAACUUCUUGUACAUCAGAUGAUUCAUACAGAUGAAAAACUGUUUUCUUGCUCAGAAUGUGGGAAAUGUUUUAAAGUAAAUUCACAUCUUGUUAGACAUCAGAUGAUUCAUACAGGAGCAUACCCAUAUUCCUGCUCUGAAUGUAAGAGAUGUUUUAGAUGUAAAUCAGAACUUGUUAUACAUCAGAGAAGUCACACAGGUGAGAGGCCAUAUUCCUGCUCUGAAUGUGAGAAAUGUUUUACAGUGAAAUCAGAACUUGUUAUACAUCAGAGAAGUCACACAGGUGAGAGGCCAUAUUCCUGCUCUGAAUGUGAGAAAUGUUUUACAGUGAAAUCAGAACUUUUUCGACAUCAGAGACGUCACACAGGUGAGAGACCAUAUUCUUGCUCUGAAUGUGGAAAUGGGUUUAGAAAUAAUUCAAAACUUGUUGAACAUCAGAGAAGCCAUACCGGAGAGAAACCAUUUUCCUGCUCUGCUUGUGGGAAAUCUUUUACACGGAAAUCAGAUCUUGUUCAACAUCAGAAAAGUCACACGGGGCAGAGACCAUAUUCCUGCUCUGAGUGUGGGAAAUGUUUUACACGUCAUCCACAUCUUGUUAGACAUCAGAGUCUUCACACCGGAGAGAGACCGUAUUCUUGCUCGGAAUGUGGGAAAUGCUUUAUACGUAAUUCUCAACUUGUUGUACAUCAGAGACUUCACACCGGAGAGAGACCGUAUUCCUGCUCAGAAUGUGGGGAAGGGUGUAGAAGUUUUCCAGAGCUUGUUAGGCAUCAGAGAUUUCAUACAGGUGAGAGACCGUUUUCUUGCUCAGAAUGUGGGAAAGGGUUUGAAGAAAAUGCACUACUUGUUAGACAUCAGAUGAUUCACACAGGAGCAUACCCAUAUUCCUGCUCUGAAUGUGAGAGAGGUUUUUCAAUUAAAUCAGAACUUGUUAGACAUCAGAGACGUCACACAGGAGAGAGACCGUAUUCUUGCUCGCAAUGUGGGAAAGGGUUUAAAAGUAAUGCAGAACUUGUUAUACAUCAGAGACGUCACACCGGAGAGAGACCAUAUUCCUGCUCUGAAUGCGGGAAAUGCUUUACAUGCAAUUCAGAACUUACUAAACAUCAGAAAAGUCACACAGGAGUGAACCCAUGA